Messenger RNA from Zingiber officinale, 1958 nucleotides. RefSeq names its product NAC domain-containing protein 75-like. The transcript is spliced from 7 exons. The record is from RefSeq and is a predicted model, not a curated record. Gene Ontology annotation, biological process: regulation of DNA-templated transcription. NCBI's taxonomy places the organism in Eukaryota, Viridiplantae, Streptophyta, Magnoliopsida, Zingiberales, Zingiberaceae. The coding region runs from base 431 to 1489 and encodes 352 amino acids. Gene Ontology annotation, cellular component: nucleus. Gene Ontology annotation, molecular function: DNA-binding transcription factor activity; transcription cis-regulatory region binding.
UCUCCUACUGCUCGCUCAUACGUGACUUGAGAACGAAGCAACCCCCUGCCGCUGCCUGUGCCUGCCGCCUGCUGUGCAUCCCUCAGCCGGACCUCUUUUUCUCUGCACUCAUCCUUCCUCAUGCCCUAAACGAUCAUCAUCAUGUCACCCCAUCUCGCUGCCCACCAUUUCCACUCCACUGUCCGGAGGUUCUUUUGGAAUACAUGGAUAUGGUAGCCGUUCAGUUCCUGCUUUUGCUUUACUAGAGACACGCUGCCUGCCCUCUUUAACGCCUAGAAGCAAACUUGAUACAUGGCCGGCCUUCAGUUAAAGUAGCUAGCUUGCUAGCUAGCUAGAGCUACCUGCAGCUAGAUGACUGAUCGAUCUCAUUAAUUUCUAAAGAGGAGAUCGAUCGAUCCCUGGACUCGGGGGCCAUGAAGCUGCAGCAGGCAUGGAGAUGACGAUGAUGAGUCAAAUAAUAGGUUCCAGAAGCAGUAGCAGCUCCAUUAAUCUCAUCGACGCGAAUUCGAAGCUGGAAGAGCACCAGAUCUCCGCUGCCGCCGGCCGGCACUGCCCGAGCUGUGGCUACAAACUAGAUUUCAAGCCGGACUGGGUCGGACUGCCGGCCGGCGUGAAGUUUGAUCCCACCGACCAGGAGCUGAUCGAGCACCUGGAGGCCAAAGUGAGAGCUGAAGGAACGACGUCGCACCCCCUGAUCGACGAGUUCAUUCCGACCAUCGACGGCGAAGACGGCAUCUGCUACACCCAUCCGGAGAAGCUUCCAGGUGUGACGAAGGAUGGGCUGAGCAAGCACUUCUUCCACCGGCCGUCGAAGGCGUACACCACGGGGACGAGGAAGAGGAGGAAGAUCAUCAUCCAGGGGGAGUGCGAGAGGGGGGAGACGAGGUGGCACAAGACCGGGAAGACGAGGCCGGUGGUGGUGAACGGGAGCCACAGGGGGUGCAAGAAGAUACUGGUGCUGUACACCAACUUCGGUAAGAACCGGAAGCCGGAGAAGACCAACUGGGUGAUGCACCAGUACCACCUCGGGGAGCUGGAGGAGGAGAAGGAAGGGGAGCUGGUGGUGUGCAAGAUAUUCUACCAGACGCAGCCUCGGCAGUGCGUGCCGCAUCACCACCACAUGAUUCUCGAGGCUCAACGACAGCAGCAACAGCAGCAGCAGCAGCAUCAAGGUCCGGGCAUGGCCUUGCACAUCAAUACCCCAACAAACCCUAUCUCUGCCUUUGUGUCUUCUUCCCCGGCCAUAAUUCAGCAGAGGCCGGCCCUCAUGCUCGACGACCCAUUUCAGGUCUCCGGAAUGCUUCUGCGAACUCAGGUCAAUGAACAGCAGAAGCUGCUGCAUCCAUCCACUUCAGGUUUGGAAGAGAUGAUAAUGGGUUGCACUCCAACAGCUACCAAAGGAAUAAGUGAAACACUAGUCCCACAAGCUCAAGAGCCAGAAUGGCAGUUCCAAUACUGGUCGCCUGAGAACCGAGAUCAUCAUGGGUAAUAGCGAAGAACAAGAUAAAAUUCCAAGAAACAAAGAUCAUAGAAACACCAUCAUUACCAUCAUCGUCAGCAAAAUAAACACGAUUCUGCCCAAGUUAUUCCAUGUCAAAUUAAAGAAGAAGGGAAACUAAUUAUAAUCAGUACUGUCUGCACAGCGAACCGAAUUGGGGGGAAACAAAGUGUAGUCCUAAUUGGAAAAGAAAGGCAAAGAGAAGAUAUAAAGCAAAAAAAGAGGCAGAAGGAAGGGCAAGGAAAAGGAAGGUGCUGCUGUUUGCUGACAUCAAAACCAACGCUAACUCAUCAUUGCAACAUCACCAUCAUCUCCAGUGGCAGCUUAAAUUUUUUGUGCUUAGUUAGUUCUUCUUAUAUAUAUUGGCAUUACAUAAUAAACAUGACCACAUGCAUGUUCUUACAACUUUUACUCCUUUUUAUUUUUGGAAUUAAUCGUCGUCUCUGGUAUUUUGAAAUGA